This is a messenger RNA of Ectocarpus siliculosus, 742 nucleotides long. The record is from the annotation of a GenBank genome assembly. NCBI's taxonomy places the organism in Eukaryota, Phaeophyceae, Ectocarpales, Ectocarpaceae.
UAGAUCUUGGUUUGGGUCGUGCCACUGGGGGUUUAGAGUCUCUUGACGGACCUACCUCGCCUAAACCAGGCGGUCGACGACCGAAGGUGCCGUAUUCUCCCUCUCUCAAUCCCUCUUCUAUCUGUGACCGCAGUCCUUCCGACCACGCAUGGAGCAACUCCUGUCGAAGGCAGUCGACUUGUCCACCAAAAAGCGGCCCCACCGUCGUCGUUCAUUGCUUGCAUUCGCAAGCAAUGGGCGGGUAACAUCAUCUCCGGCAUCUCUGGGCGCCUUCCAGAACAACCGACUCUCACAAGGGACGUCGACAAACCAGCAAAAGCGACUCCAACGAGCGCCCAGCUUUGGGGGGUUCAAAUGGACUCCGCCGCUCUCGCCCGGGAACGACAAAGAGAACGCCGAGCUUAAGCCCACAACACCGGAGCAAGCCAUAGUUCUACUCCGAACCAGAGGGUUGCCACCUCUGGCGGACCUCAAGUCGAUCCGACAAAUGGCGGGAGCGGCGUCGCGCACGUGGAUUCGGGACUUUCUGAUCCGAGGCGGCCGGGGGUGCGUCAACGAGAAGGUUCGAGAGAUGGCGCAAUUGGAGAUGGAGGCAAGAAAGCAUCGACCCAAACUGGCCCUGCUGCCCAAAGUGUUCGGCAGCGGCAAAGGCGACCUCCCACCUAGACCAACGCCGAGGGAGGUAUCGGAGGUCAGAGAGGAGUUGAUGCAACUCGUGCUGUUCCUGCACCUCCGGGAGUGA